Molecule: messenger RNA, 1538 nt
Organism: Elgaria multicarinata webbii
Lineage: Eukaryota; Metazoa; Chordata; Lepidosauria; Squamata; Anguidae
Product: sulfotransferase 2A1-like
Exons: 8
Coding region: 145-1077 (310 amino acids)
Biological process (GO): sulfation
Cellular component (GO): cytoplasm
Molecular function (GO): sulfotransferase activity
Source: RefSeq, a predicted model, not a curated record
GCACAAGAGCGCUCUAGACCUGUUGUUGUUGUUUUUGUGUGUGGUCAUUUGGCAACCCUGAGCUUGAUUGACCGCACUACAAAGAGCCAAGAAAGAGGUGCUGGAAAAGGAGGCUGGAGGAGACCCAAGAGUGAAAAAAAGGCCAUGGCCAGACCGAUCACACAUUUCAUAGAGUACGGCGGAAUCACCCUUCCUGGCCUCGUGCAUAAUGAAGCAAGUGUCCGGUACGCCCAUCAGGUCUUCCAGGUGCGAGACAGCGACGUCUUCAACCUCACGUACCCCAAAUCUGGAACGACUUGGAUGCAAGAAAUCCUCACCCUGAUCCACAACAAUGGGGAUCCCACACAGUCGCAAUCGGUCCCUUCCUGGGAACGGGUGCCGUGGAUUGAACAGAAGACGGCAGCCGAAUUCCUGGAGAACCGGCCCAGCCCCCGUCUCAUCAGCUCUCACUUGCCCUUAUCACUCUUCCCAGAAUCAUUCUUCACCUCACAGGCUAAGGUCAUUUACACGGUCCGUGACCCCAGAGAUGUCUGUGUAUCGCUCUACUAUUAUGCCAAGAUGUCUUCAUUUCUGGAAUACAGGGAGAAUUUUGGAGAAUUCAUCGAGUUGUUUACUGCUGGGAAAAUUCUUUUUGGCUCCUGGUUUGAUCAUGUCAAGGCUUGGUUGACCUACAAGGACCAGACAAACUUUCUCCUUCUGACCUAUGAUGAAUUGCUGAAGGACCUACGGGGAAGCGUUCUUCAUAUCUGCCAAUUCCUGGAGAAGGAUUUAGACGCAUCUGCUGUCAACUCUGUGGUGGAAAACGCCUCCUUUGAGAUGAUGAAGGGCAACAAGAUGGUGAAUUACAGCCUCAUUUCUGAAGACAUUAUGAACCACAAGAUCAGCCCCUUCCUCAGGAAAGGGAUUUCUGGGGAUUGGAAAAAUCAUUUCACCUUGGAGCAAAGUGAUGCAUUCCGUCAGCUGUACCAGGAAAAGAUGAAAGAUGUGGGGAUCAAAUUUCCCUGGGAUGAACUCCAAAGCGAAAUCCACCAGGAAUUUGGAGAGGGAAAUGAUAACGCUGCAUUUCCUCUUUCCUAACUCAUUCAGCAAUCUUUGCUUUGAGAAAUAGCCUAUUUUCUUCACCUAAUAGGCCCCACACCCUUCUUACAACAAUGCAAGAAUCUCAGCUAUCUGUGCAGUUUUGGCUUUUGGCUUUGAGCAAUUCCCAAGUAAGAGCUCUCUUAAUUCACUCAGAUAGCAACCAGAGGGCCAGCAAAUGCCAUCAGCAGAAUGAAGGGGCAAAUGUUUUCUUGGAGUGUAUCAUAUCAGGUGGUGAUGGUUAGUGGUGAUGUACCAUGUAUGAAUGUUCCCCCGCCCAAAAAAUGCCUUUCUGCAUAUAGAAAACAAGCCUGCCGGGGGAAAAGCAUAACAAGAAAGAAGAUUUGGCCUAGUCUUCUCCUUUAGAUCCUAGUUUUCUUCAUGCGGGGAGUUUUGCCAUGGAAUAACAGAAGAGUUCUAUUUUGUUCUGUCACCGCCGUAUAUAAUUCUGUGUCUGUCUU